Molecule: messenger RNA, 2941 nt
Organism: Musa acuminata AAA Group (dessert banana)
Lineage: Eukaryota; Viridiplantae; Streptophyta; Magnoliopsida; Zingiberales; Musaceae
Product: zinc finger CCCH domain-containing protein 32
Exons: 4
Coding region: 258-2477 (739 amino acids)
Molecular function (GO): metal ion binding; mRNA binding
Source: RefSeq, a predicted model, not a curated record
AGAGAAACGGCGAGACGAACGAAGGGCUUCUCUUCUCUCUCGCGAAGCGAGCGAGAGCGAAAGGUUUCGCUUUUCGUCCUACAAAUCCUAAGACGAAACCCUGGGGCGAAUGAUUUCUCGUCUGUGAAUUGAAAUCGCGGACUCCUCUCUUCGGCUACAGAUUCGUCGCUUUUUACCUCGCCUUUUCGAUCUACGACGAGUUUGGGAUCGGUUGGGGUUGAAUCGCUGGUUGCGCAAGGCAUUUGAGGGGUUAGGUGAUGGAAUCUGGCGGCGGGCGAGAAGCGAUCCGGCCUGUGACGGCGGAGGAAGAGGCGAUGAAGAGGAACACGGACUGUGUCUAUUUUUUGGCGUCCCCAUUGACCUGCAAGAAGGGGAGUGAUUGUGAGUAUCGUCACAGUGAAGGUGCCAGGAUUAAUCCCAGGGAUUGCUGGUAUUGGUUAAAUGGUAACUGCCUCAAUACAAAAUGUUCAUUCCGCCAUCCGCCACUCGAUUCCCUGUUUGCAAAACCGAUGCCUACUUCAGGAUCAGUUCCACCUCCUCAAACUGCACCACUAACAAGAGCCCCACCCGCACAUUCUCUUUCUAACAAUAUCAAUAAACAAAGUGUUCCAUGCCACUAUUUCCAAUGGGGUCAGUGUUUGAAAGGUGAAAGGUGUCCCUACUUGCAUGGGACGCAGGCAUCUGUCGCUCUUGUUUCGCAGCAGGCUGCAAAGGCUUCUAAACUUCUUCCUGAACCACCACAAACCAGUAAGAAGGAUAGACUGCAGAAUGCUACCAUGCAACAGAAUGUCACUGAACUCAAUCUUGAUAACCCAAAGACGAUUGUUAACAUGCAAAUUGAAAUGCCAUCUGCUACCACAAAGCUUGUUACCAAAGCGGAGAAUGCUCCUAAUGCCGAAUUAUCUGAAAAUAAAAGAUUGCCAUUUUUUCCACUGGAUGAUGAGCCUCCUGCAGCGCCACAGAAUGUUAUUACCACUAACUGUGGUCAUACUCUGAGCAAACCAUGGAGUCACCAGAUACAGGCUACAAAUGAGCAACCCGAGAACGGAAGGGAUACUGAUGAGUUCUUGAGGGAAUAUUCCCCUGGCUUUGAUGUACUUGUGGAAGAUGAUAUUAAAGAUCCUGAUUACUUUCACAAUGAAGAUGACUUCAGAAUGACGUCAGCUCAUGGUGGUCAGAACUUGGAACCUGAAGAUGAUUAUGACUACCACCACAGCGAUUAUGAACUUAUAACCAAGACUGGAAGGGAUCGAAGCAAUGAUAGAGGAAAGUAUGACAACUAUGAGCAGACCCGUGGAAGGCAUGGCUGGGAACCAAAGACUUCUGAGAGGUUUUUGGACAAACCACCAUCACAUGGAGGAGUGGUGCUUGACAGAGAGGCAAAACUUGAUGAGAUGGAUGGCUCGGAUUUACGCCAUCAAUUACUCAAACAAAGAAGGCUUAAUGGUUCAAGAUCUACCGAUAGUCGUGAUGGUCAUGGUGAGCACUCUCAAAGGAAGGAGGACAAUGUUCAGGAGAGAGAUUAUGGUCAUCAUUUCCGAGAUCGAAGGCAAUUUCCUCCUAAAAAUUCCUUGAGCACUCGUCUUCAAGGUAGAAUAGCAUUCCCUAGGAGAUCUUUAACUGAUAGGGCGAGCAAUUUGCUCUUGGAGAAAGAGAGAGGCAGGGGACUUCAAGGCAGAUUGUCACCAGUAAGGCGACUAAACUCCCAAGUGAGGCAUCCUGAAAGAAUCAGACAGCAACCAACUGAGGAAUUUGGUAAAGAUAGUAGGAGUAUUGGAAACAGGCCAUCUAGAAGAGUUGAUGCAAAUUCUAUAGAUUUUGCUGGUCCAAAAUCUCUUGCAGAGCUGAAAGGUGCAAAGAUUAAUGAUAGUUCUCAAGAGCAAUUAAUCAUAAGUACCAAUGUUAAUACCAAGCUGAUUAAAGCUAAACCUGGAAAAGUUGAGGGGCUUCAGGAAUUGGAUAAUUCACCAUUGUUUGAAGGUCCAAGGCCAUUGAGUUCCAUCCUGAAGAGGAAAAGAGAGAUGGCAUAUGCAGACAAUGAAAUUUCUACCAGUCAAUAUGAUAGCAAUCAAGGUGGUGGAGAAUCUGCUAUCAAUGAAUCUGUUUCUGCAGUGAUUUUAAGUCUGCAAUCAGUUCAUCCAGUUGAAGCCGGAAGGGAGGGCGAUCAUACAAUUGGUAGCCACAAAGAACAAGAUGUUGGAGCGGUUGAUGGUGUGAUCACUACAGAAGAUGGGGAACUAACAUAUGAUGAUAUCCAGUCUUCAACCAAAGCUGAUGCUGUUGAAACUGAAGAUGGUAUGGGUUUGGAAAAUGUGGAAGAGGAAGAGCUGGAGAAUUAUUGUCAGAGAGAUGGGGGCUUCGAUUAUGAAUCAGGGGAUUUUAAAGCAAACAAUGAUGAGAAUGCAUUCCAGGGCAAUGAAGAGGAGUUGGAUGAUGAGGAUGACUUUGCUAGAAAGGUCAGUGUCAUGUUAUCGUGAAAGUAGAGGUAAAUGGAGAUCGGAUUUGCUCAUUUCACUGUUUUUGAAGAGUUUUCAAUCAUCAGUAUCUUUGAACUUGUUGGAAGAUAACCAUGGCACUUCGGAUUUUAGAAGCAAGCAGUGCCAAAGCCUUUUGCUUUUCAUCAGGUCGACGAACAAGAGGCCGAGAUGGAAGGAUGGAAGGUUCUCCUCAGAGGUUUAAGUUCCCUAGUAUCUUGUUUUAUCUGAUGUUUAACAUCACAACUUAUUUAUUCUGUUCAUCAGUGCACCAAAUUGAUUAGUAAUGAAUCACCCCACUGGGGUAGGUUUUGGCUUGCCAAUUCUGAACUUGUUAAUACGGUAUCAUCGGCACAGAUUGAUUUAGGUAUUCGAACCUGGUAGUUAAUAUUUGUAUGCAAAUUUUUCCAUCUUUAUCGAGUUGUGAACUGCAAGAUGUUCUAAUAAACCUGGUGUGUUGAGCUUGA